This is a messenger RNA of Cooperia oncophora, 690 nucleotides long. The record is from the annotation of a GenBank genome assembly. NCBI's taxonomy places the organism in Eukaryota, Metazoa, Nematoda, Chromadorea, Rhabditida, Trichostrongylidae.
GGUCCUAUGAAUGAGGACAUUCCCCGAUGGUUGAUAUGUGGUGCUGGCGCUGGUUUAGCAGUCGAUUUAGGACUUUAUCCCUUAGAUACAAUAAAAACUCGUUUGCAAAGCAAACAAGGCUUCAUAGCCGCCGGUGGAUUCCGGAAUAUUUAUAGCGGAAUGGGUUCAGUCGCUAUAGGAUCAGCUCCUGGAGCUGCACUAUUCUUCAUGAGCUACAGAACCAUAAACGGAUUUUUCAAAGAGGAAACAGCUUUUGUUCACGCCUUUUCUGCUAGUGUGGCAGAGACCAUAGCGUGUGCUAUCCGUGUGCCAACAGAGCUUGUUAAACAGCGAUUACAGGCAUCAGGGACACCCAAGCAGAGCCUUUCGCGAGUAUGUCGAGAAAUAUACAACACCAGUCGGCUUCCUGGUUUUUAUAGGGGAUACUUGAGUACGGUGACGCGAGAGAUUCCGUUCUCUAUCAUAGAGUUCCCCCUCUACGAGUUCCUCAAGAAAACGGUCGCUUCGAAAAAGAUAUAUACCACUCGUGGCUUCCCAUCACUGUUUUCUGGUAUCGUACCACGUGUUCUGUGGAUGACAGCAGGCGGUUUCGUUUUCUUCGGAGCCUACGAAACUGUGCUAGCGCUAUCUUAUUGGGUACGUCCAGAUAAGAAGAAGAAAAAUUUGCAUGAACCUCCAUUAGUACCAUAG